Messenger RNA from Dictyostelium discoideum AX4, 2904 nucleotides. It is a transcript of the gene rad4, whose product is annotated as DNA repair protein Rad4 family protein. Gene Ontology annotation, cellular component: nucleus. The coding region runs from base 1 to 2904 and encodes 967 amino acids. Gene Ontology annotation, biological process: nucleotide-excision repair; DNA repair. The record is from RefSeq and is a predicted model, not a curated record. Gene Ontology annotation, molecular function: damaged DNA binding; DNA binding. NCBI's taxonomy places the organism in Eukaryota, Evosea, Eumycetozoa, Dictyosteliales, Dictyosteliaceae. The transcript has 3 exons.
AUGGACUAUGACGAUAUUGAAUGGGAAGAAUCUAAUAAUGAUAAUUCUACCACAACAACUACAACAACAACCACCACAGCUUCGCCAAGAUUCGAUGAAAGUAUAAAUAAUGAAUUUGACGAUGAAGAUAAAGAAGAAGAAGGAGAUAUAAAUAAUAGUUUAGACACUGACGAAGAAAUUGGUGAAAAUCAAGACGAUGCUGGAGAUGCUGAAGAUGCAAUUGAAUUUGAAAUUGAUACCAAUGAAUUCAAAUCCAAAGAAAAUGGUAAAAAAAAAAGAAUUGUUAAAAAAGUAGACCUAAAAGAAAAACAUAAUUGUUUAUACCUUCAUAGAACUGUUUUAACUUGUUAUUUGGCAAAUUUUAAAUAUACUAUAAAUGUUUUAUCAAAUCAAUAUUUAAUUUCAAUUAUUUCAUCAUUUAUUCCAAAAGAUUUAAUUAAUUUAUAUUCCAAUAAUUAUAAAAUCAUAUCUGAAAUAAAACAAAUUCCAACUGUUGAUUCAACACCCCAAAAAUCAAGAUCAAGAUCAAAAUCAAAACUUGAUAAUACUACCACUACCACUACUACUACCACCACAACCACUACUUCCAAUACAACCAAUAAAAAACCACCAAUUCCAUUUAUGACAUGUAUAGAUGAAAUUAUUAAAUGGUUCUUUUCUUAUUUUAAAAUUGAUGAAAUGGCUGAUAAUUUAAAUUCAAAUAAUACAGAUAAAAAUAAUAAAAAUAAUACGAAUAAUAAGAAUAAAAAACAAACUAGAGAAGUUAUUAAUUUGGAUGAUGAUAAUGAAAAUACAGAAGAAAGAAAAAAGGAGAAAAAAUUUGAACCAAUAAGAAAUAGUUUAUUAUACUAUCAAUUAAUUACACAAACUAAAGAAAGGAAAGUAACAAAAAAGAUAUUUGUUGAAUUAUUUUAUAUGGUUUGUUUAAUUUUGGGUUACAAAUGCCGUAUAAUUAGACCAUUGUCAACACCACCACCAGUACCUGUAACACCAAGUAAAUUGAAAAGAAUUGCAAGUUCAUCCUCACCACAAGCAUUUUCAAGAUCAAAAGCAAAAUCAUCACCUUCUGUUAUAAGAUUAAACUAUAAUAUUGAUGAUGAUAACGGUAAUACUAAUAAUAAUGAAACAAAAGUUAAGAAAUCAAAAUCACCAUCAAAAACUAAAACUUCUGCAACAUCAUCAACUAAAAAGAAAAUAGAUGAUGUGAUUUCUUCAAAAGAUAAAAAAAAUAAAGAAAAAAAAGAAAAAGAAAAAGAGAUAGAAAGGGAAAAAGAAAAAGAAAAAGACAAAAAGAAAUCAAAAAAGAAAUCACAAUUUAGUUUUGAUAGUACUGACUCAGAGGAUGAAGAGGAAGAGGAAGAAGAAGAAGAAGAAGAAUUGAUUAUUAGUAAACCAAUUACAAGUAGACAAAAAUCAAUUCAAGCUAAUCAAUUUAAAAAUACAGUUUUAAAUUCAAAGAUUUCAAAGAAAACUGAAACUACAAUGUCAAAAAAAAGAAAAACUAAUUCUUCAUUAUCAAGUAAAAAUAAAAAGAAAAAUAAUAGUGAUAGUGAAAAUGAUACUGAUAAUGAAAGAGAUAGUGGUAGUGAUAAUGAUGAUGCUGGUGAUAAAAACAAUAAUAAAAGUGAUCAAGAAAAAGAUAAUUCAAGUAGUGAUUCAGAUUAUAAAGAUAGUAAAAAGAAAUUAAAAAGAUCAUCAUCUGAACCAAUUAAAAGAUCAAGAUUAUCAAAUUUAGAUGAUAAAGAAUCAAAAACAACUACAACAACAACAACAAAUACAUUAUCAAAUAAUGAAAAAGUUGAAAUUGAAAGUUGGAUUGAGGUAUUUGAUCAUGAAAAAAAGAAAUGGAUUUCAAUUGAUUUAAUUAAUAAAGAAAUUGAUAAACCACUAAAUUUUGAAAAGAUAUUAGAUCCAUUUUCAUAUGUUGUUGCCAUUUCAAAGUAUCAAAUAAAGGAUGUAACAUCAAGAUAUACAAAUAAUUAUAUUGGAUCAUCAUUAAAGAGAUUACCAAUUGCACAAAUUAAAUGGUGGUUACAAUUAGUUGGUGAUGCUAUUAAUAAUCCAACAGAGGUUGAAAAUGAUAAUGAACCAGUAUCGAAAUUUAUAUUAGAUUCAAAAAAGAUCAUCUCUGUCAAUAUUGAUCUAUUAAAUAAUUUAUCAAUUGAUGAGAGGAAAUCAAUUGAAGAGAUUGAUGUAUAUGAAAAACAAGAAUUAAUAAUAAAAGAGAGUAAAUUACCAUUUCCAAGUAGUUUUGCACAAUUUAAAUCUCAUCCAAUUUUCGUAUUGGAGAAAGAUAUCGCAAAAUAUUGUUCACCUGAUCCUUCAUCGAAACCAUUGGGUUUAUUUAAUGAAACUCAUAAAAUUUAUCAUAAAGACCAAAUCAAGGUUUUACAUACGUCAGAUAAAUGGGUCCAAAAUGGUAGAAUGGUAAUUGAGGGUCAACAACCAUUGAAAAUCGUUAAAGGUAGAUCAAAAUCAAAUCCAACCUCAAUGUUAUUUGGUGAAUGGCAAACUAAACUCUUUGAACCUGCUGUCAUUGGUAAGGAUGGUAUUGUUCCAACCAAUUCAUUUGGUAAUGUUUAUUUAUUCAAUUCUUCAAUGUGUCCAAUUAAUGGCGUUCAUCUAAGAGGUAAAGGUUUAAUUAGGGUUGCAAAGAAAUUAGGUAUCAAUUUUGCACCCGCACUAACUGGUUGGGAAAAUGGUCCAAAAUCCUCUUAUCCAAUCAUUGAUGGUGUAGUUGUUGCAAAGAAAUUCUCAAAGAAACUUUUGGAUACUUGGUUAUCGGAAUCAAGUAGUAGAGCUGAAGCUGAAUUACAAAAGAAAAAUGAUGAAAUUAAAGCUCGUUGGAAACGUUUCAUGAAAAAAUUAUUAAUUAAAAAUUAUAUUGAAAAAACUUAUAAAUAA